Molecule: messenger RNA, 867 nt
Organism: Coffea arabica (coffee)
Lineage: Eukaryota; Viridiplantae; Streptophyta; Magnoliopsida; Gentianales; Rubiaceae
Source: RefSeq, a predicted model, not a curated record
AUGACCGAACAACGAAGAAUAAGGCGCUUUGUCCAGGGCCUGAACGUGGAGAUCCAGAAGGAUCUAGCUGUAGCCCAGAUUAACGCCUUCAGUAAUACAGUGGAGAAGGCUCAACGAGUAGAGAAUGCUAGGCUACAAGUCGCCGACUCUUCUGAAGUUGUGGAAGGUACGAUUCCUGUAUUCCACCGAUUUGCGAAAGUCUUAGUAGAUCCCAGUGCUACUCAUUCAUUUGUCAACCCCAAUUUUAUGUGCGGAAUAGAUAUAAAACCUGCUAGUUUACCCUAUGACCUGGAAGUUAGUACUCCUACGGGGGAUCAUCGUUUGAUCACUAGUAUGGUUUAUGAAGAUUGCGAAAUCUGGGUAGGAGAGAAGAAGUUGCCAGGGGAUUUGAUAAGCCUAUCCAUUAAGGGGUAUGACGUAAUUCUAGGCAUGGACUGGUUAGUCAGGUAUAAUGCUCAACUUGAUUGUAAGAAGAAGGUGGUAGAAUUUCGCAUUCCUGGGAAGGCGACUUUAAGGUUAGAUAAAAGGGGUAGGUUAGCCUCAUCUGCCUUGAUAUCGGGUAUUCGGGCUAGGAAAUUGCUAAGUAUAAGGGCGCAAGGGUUCUUAGCCUUUCUAAUCAAUACCCCCACAGAUAAAUUGAAAGUAAAUGAUUUGCACGUAGUGAAGGAAUAUCCAGACGUAUUUUCUGAUGAGUUAGUAGCCCUACCUCCGGAGAGAGAGAUAGAAUUGAAAAUUGAUCUGUUACCAGAAACGUCACCUAUCUCUAAAACCCCGUAUAGAAUGGAACCUGCUGAGCUUAAGGAAUUGAAAUUACAGUUACAAGACCUUUUGGAGCAGAGGUUCAUUCGAGAGAGUGGGUCUCCUUAG